ACCUCUCUGGAGAGCUACUUCUACCUGGAUCCUCCCACAUGUUUUAACUCUCUUCCCUUCCUCCUCCUUCACUCACUCAAUCAUAAAUCUUUAGAGAGACAUCACACCUGUUUCUUUUCCCACACUCACCGAUAACAUUAACAAUGUCUCCCACAAACGCCGAGUAUGCGCUCUCUGAGUCGCACAAGGAGAUGCUUGAGAAGUCUCUCCUCGACUCCGACCCUGAGGUCGCCUCCAUCAUGAAGGAUGAGAUUAAGCGUCAGCGCGAGUCCAUUAUCCUCAUCGCCUCCGAGAACAUCACCUCCCGCGCUGUCUUCGAUGCCCUUGGUUCCCCCAUGUCCAACAAGUACUCUGAGGGUUACCCCGGUGCUCGUUACUAUGGUGGCAACCAGCACAUCGACCAGAUCGAGCGUCUCUGCCAGCAGCGUGCUCUUGAGGCUUUCCACCUCGACUCCGAGAAGUGGGGUGUCAACGUCCAGUGCCUUUCUGGAUCCCCCGCCAACCUCCAGGUCUACCAGGCUAUCAUGCCUGUCCACGGCCGUCUCAUGGGUCUCGACCUUCCCCAUGGUGGCCAUCUGAGCCACGGUUACCAGACCCCCCAGAAGAAGAUCUCUGCUAUCUCUACUUACUUUGAGACCAUGCCUUACCGUGUCGACCUCGACACCGGCAUCAUUGACUAUGAUACACUCCAGAAGAACGCCAUUCUCUUCCGCCCUAAGGUCCUUGUUGCUGGUACCUCUGCUUACUGCCGUCUCAUUGACUACGAGCGCAUGCGCAAGAUCGCCGACUCCGUCGGUGCCUACCUUGUUGUCGAUAUGGCUCACAUCUCCGGUCUCAUUGCUGCCGAGGUCAUCCCCACUCCCUUCAAGUACGCCGACAUUGUUACAACCACCACCCACAAGUCUCUCCGUGGUCCCCGUGGUGCCAUGAUCUUCUUCCGCAAGGGCGUCCGCUCCGUCGAUGCCAAGACCGGCAAGGAGACCCUCUACGACCUCGAGAACCCCAUCAACUUCUCCGUCUUCCCCGGCCACCAGGGUGGUCCUCAUAACCACACCAUCACUGCUCUGGCUGUUGCCCUGAAGCAGGCUGCCAGCCCUGACUUCAAGGCCUACCAGGAGAAGGUUGUUUCCAACGCCAAGACCCUGGAGAACACUUUCAAGACUCUCGGCCACAAGCUCGUGUCUGACGGCACUGACAGCCACAUGGUCCUCGUCGACCUUCGCCAGCACAGCCUGGAUGGUGCCCGUGUUGAGGCCGUCCUUGAGCAAAUCAACAUUGCUUGCAACAAGAACUCCAUCCCCGGUGACAAGUCUGCUCUCACCCCUUGCGGUAUCCGUAUUGGUACCCCCGCCAUGACUUCUCGUGGUUUCGGAGAGAAGGAGUUCGAGCGUGUCGGCAAGUACAUCGAUGAGGCCAUCAAGAUCUGUAAGGAGGAGCAGGCUGCCCUCCCCAAGGAGGCCAACAAGCUCAAGGACUUCAAGGCUCGCGUCGCCAGCGGCGAGGUCCAGAAGAUUAACGACCUCAAGAAGGAGAUUGCCUCUUGGUGCAACGACUUCCCUCUUCCCGUUGAGGGCUGGCGUCUGGAUGCCGGCAUCUAAGAUGCAGUAGACAUGAUUGCUCCUCCAAAGGUCAUCCAUCCCUCAACAUGAUGUGAUGCCUUUAUUCUCCAACACGCAUUUAACAUGGAUGAGGCAAAUGGCGAAACGUUCAACAAGCAUGCAUUUCAUCACGGCGCAGAUACCUAGUUUUUUUUUUUUUUGGUCAGGGCUUUUUUUCAGGUCGGGAUAUAUAAGCAUCCUUCAACACAAGAUGGAAUCGCUGGAAAAAAGGUAGUGGGAGUUUGGUUAUGUUUAUGAUAUCUGAGAUGGUUAUUCCUCUCUCUAGCUGUUUUGUCAUUCUACCCACUGGGUUGGAAUCAAGACCAGUUGGAAACGCACUCCACAAUGAGUAGCAUACAGCUAAAUAAAUUCAAUGGCUGAA
Fusarium oxysporum Fo47 is the source of this 1980-nucleotide messenger RNA. Its product is annotated as glycine hydroxymethyltransferase SHM2. NCBI's taxonomy places the organism in Eukaryota, Fungi, Ascomycota, Sordariomycetes, Hypocreales, Nectriaceae. Gene Ontology annotation, cellular component: cytoplasm. The record is from RefSeq and is a predicted model, not a curated record. The transcript has 4 exons. The coding region runs from base 144 to 1598 and encodes 484 amino acids. Gene Ontology annotation, biological process: tetrahydrofolate interconversion; folic acid metabolic process; L-serine catabolic process. Gene Ontology annotation, molecular function: cobalt ion binding; glycine hydroxymethyltransferase activity; serine binding.